AUCACUCAUCAUAUUUGGGUUGUUGUUUACUUUGUUACAAGUAUACUCCAAACAUUUUCUGCCGAAUUUGAUGAAACGAUUGGAAUCUGAGCGGAAUUUCUUCCGCAACAUCAGGUCUCACAGUCACGCAACAAAUUCCCAUAUUAAAUCAAAAAGGAACUGUGGCACGGUUACACUUGUUGUAACUUUAGAUUCAGGAGUCAGAUAGAGCAUUUCAUAGUAAACUACAACAAACCUACCUGUCAGGCUGGACCACUCUAAAAUGAAAGCUAUGAGCUCCAUGCCAAGCGUCACAGGUACAGCUUGAAUGGUUAUAUUGUUCACAUAACAUCCAGGUGAGGCAGAGGCUGAAAUCAGAAUAUAGGAGUCUGUGGUUUAGUUUCGGAUAUUUCAGCUGAAGCUAAGAGGGUUAGGACUGGGUGUCAGAGCAGAGAAACAACCUGUCCGUGGAGCAGUAUGACUGGAAUCUAAGAACAAUGUCGGCAGCAAGGAGUGGAAGGGUUAAGACGAGUGAGACGACACGCCAGGGAGGGGACACGUCAAGACACUCCGCGCCUCAGAGAUCAUUUGUAAUAUUUGCCUAAACAGCAUUGGAGGCUGCUGCAGAGAGGUGAAACCAUCAAGGCUGGUGUGUUUCUCGACAGAGGUGCCAAAUAGAGUGACUUUUUGCCAGAGGACUUAAUGAAAUUAUCACUUCAACUAGACUACAGGACGACAUGAGAGGGAACUUGGAGAGUUAGCACUUAUUCCCAGGGACACACCAGGCUGCGGUCAUGUCAAACUCCCAAGAACAAAGUCUGAAUGAGAAUGUCGUCUUCCUGCCGGUGGACGAGUCCUGCCCAGAGUUCCUCCACUCUGAGAGGGAGCGUGAAGCAGUGGAGAGACUCCUGAGCGUAGGACCAGAGGCCUUCUACAGCUGCAUCGGCACUGAGCGCUCUGGCUGCUUCUUAUCUUCAGAGGAGGUCGGCCAGAUAACCAGCUGGGCUCAGAGCUUUCAUCACAGCCAAGCACAAGAGGAGAAUGGAGUGGAGGGAAACUCAGAGACGGAGGGCUUCUGUUCAACAUACUUCCCUAGCCACACAGACCUGCCGGUCCCAGACCUGGAGCUGGGCUGGCCUGACAAAAACCCCUGGGUGACAAAUGGAGGUGUUUCAGUCCACACCAGUCCUCCCGCUCUAGGAGACCCUCCAGUCCGGGAGAUAAUCCGACGCUACUUGCAAAAUUCCCGCCACGUAAUAGCCAUCGUGACAGACAGAUUGACAGACGGUCCCAUCAUCAGCGAUUUACACAACGCUGCCUCCCGGGGUGUCCCUGUAUACAUCAUCCUGAACCAAAGGUCCAUUCAGGAGAAUUUCACAUUCAGCAGGCUCAGACAUCCGUACAUACGGGUCCGAGUCCUUGGAGGAAAAAGCUUCUGUUCAAGAACAGGAAGAAUGGUGGUUGGGGAAAUGAAAGAAAACUUCGUCCUGAUUGAUUUAGAGACAGUGAUUCAUGGCAGCUACAGCCUCACGUGGACUGACGCUCACCUGCACCGACAGCUCAUCACUGUUCUUCGUGGACCAGUUGUUGACUCCUUUGACAGGGAAUUCAGGACUCUGUUUGCUGCUUCUCUCCCAGUCCCUGACACUUGGAGGCUCACAAAUACCCUCGUGAACGUGCCUCAUCAGCUAAAAGACUUUUCAGAGAUCAGGUUCCAAAAACAGCUCUCUCUGGAGCAUGAAGUUGGCCACCCUCCAUCCCCACCUGCAGAUUGCCUCAUGGACUGGGAAGCCAUGGGUGUUGUUAACAGAGACUGCGUCUCCCUCGGCAGCCAUGUUGAUGAGGAAAUUGUAGUCAAGGAAAUGCAACUGCAAAACGACAUGCAAUUUAAUGAUAGAAAGACGCCCGAUAUGGACGGAUUAACUUACAAUGAACACCAGUUUGUGGAAAAGAGAAGGAUCAAUGAAAACACCUCUCCAGAGACGACCACUGCGCCACAUAAAUCAGCUUUCAGCAGCACAGAUCCCGUGAUCCCGCCAACAGACCCAGCAACUAUCGAUAGGAUGAAAAGGGUGGAGCAAAGAAUAGAGCGAGCAGUUUCCAGGCAAAACUCCCAAGAGCAGAGGACUCAUUUACAUGACAGAAAUACAGCCCCAAUGCCAAAACUUUUCCCUGUUAAGAAAAGAGAGCACACACAGAGGGAGCCUAUUUUGGAAGAGCCGGAGAUAAGAGCAGGUGGAGCCCGCUCCAAAGUGGAGAACACACCCUCUUCUAGAAGACCUAUAAUCUUGAGGAUGCCACAGUCUGACAGCUUCAGCUCUCUGAGUGACAUCAUGAAGAGGAUUCAGCAGGGCUCUUCAGGACUGCUCAAGAGACCGACAGAUUCUGUGGAACGGACCCAGUCCAUGAUGGACCUGAGCAAACACAGUAAAGAAGCGCACCAUGAAGAAAAACAGGGGGUUCCGGUGCCGAGGUUUAAAACCAGUUAUGACCCGGAUCAUAUGACGCCCGCUUUAGCCCUGAUGAAGAAGAGAAAUGAUCAGAUCAAAUCAGAGUGGCAGAGAAGUCAAGAGAAAUUCAUGCCCAGGGAGAGGCCUCGCAGCUCCAGCUUUGCUGCUCUGGGUAUGGACUGGAGGAGGCCGAUUACAGAGAAGGAAGAACAACAAAAAUGAAGAGCGAGAAGGCAAAAGGCUGUUGCGAAUAACUUAAUCUGUUACUAAGGAGGGGCAGCUGUCAGUGGUGUACAUGAAGUGUUACUAACUUAAAAUGUAAAUCAAAACAGACCUGGGAAAUAAAAAAUAAUGUUAAUAUGCUAAAUGUAUGCAAGUUGUAUUGUUAUAUUAAUAAUAAUAUCCCACUGAAUCUGAUCAUUAUUUGUUACAGUGUUUGAAAUAAAUGUUUUAACUGACAAAUAGUUCUGUUCCUGCAAUCAAGUAAAUAUGGAUAAGAUAUUGUGGAAGAGUAUCAUGACUGAUAUUUGUGUUAUCGCUGAUUCAAUUAAACUUUGAGCCAGUGGGAGAAGAUGUAUAUUUCCACUGAAUACAACAAAUGAGAGUGAAAGUAGAGAAGGUUGCUGGCAAAUCAAGACAGUCACAAAUGGCAGAGAAUAUGACAUAACGUCAGUUUGAAUCAUAGAGUAGACUACUUAAGAUUCUGAGUGACAUAUUAAACCCAUGCUUGGAUAUGACAAGUUCAGUAUAGAAAUAGAUAAGAGGGAUAUAUCUAAUACCAUAGACACUGAAUUGUUUUUAUUUUUCAACUUUUGUCAUGAUUAUGUGGGCUCAAAAGGUGCAUUUAUAUUUAAAAUGUGUUAAUAGUUUGGAAAUGGGAAGGAUGUAACCUGAUUCAGUCACGGCAAAUCCCCUUGUUUCACUCAUUGUUUGUGAUUAUUUACUUUACUAACAUUAAGACUACCACUGAAGAUAGGAAGAUAAGCAAAAUAAAAAUAUAUAAAAAUAA
Messenger RNA from Mugil cephalus (flathead mullet), 3438 nucleotides. RefSeq names its product family with sequence similarity 83 member E (gene sack1e). Gene Ontology annotation, biological process: epidermal growth factor receptor signaling pathway. NCBI's taxonomy places the organism in Eukaryota, Metazoa, Chordata, Actinopteri, Mugiliformes, Mugilidae. The transcript has 10 exons. The record is from RefSeq and is a predicted model, not a curated record. The coding region runs from base 774 to 2651 and encodes 625 amino acids.